Messenger RNA from Dermatophagoides pteronyssinus (European house dust mite), 1380 nucleotides. RefSeq lists its product as uncharacterized. Gene Ontology annotation, molecular function: sequence-specific DNA binding; DNA-binding transcription factor activity, RNA polymerase II-specific. Gene Ontology annotation, biological process: cell differentiation; regulation of transcription by RNA polymerase II. Lineage: Eukaryota; Metazoa; Arthropoda; Arachnida; Sarcoptiformes; Pyroglyphidae. The record is from RefSeq and is a predicted model, not a curated record. Gene Ontology annotation, cellular component: nucleus.
CAAAUGAUGAUAACGAUAAAUUGACAAUUUUUUUCCACAGUUUGUUUCUUUUAUUCAUAUUGUUUUUGCAACUGUCAUUUGUUUUUUUUUCUGUUUCUUUAUCAGACAGAUUUAUUGCAUCGGACGGAAACAACAACAAAAAUAUUGGCUUUUUUAUUUGGCUGAUUGGUUAUUGUUUUUUUUUAUUGAAAAAUCGAAAUAACGGUUUUUAUAUUAUUAACAUAAAAAUAUGCCUAAAAUUGAUUAUGAUUCAAUGAAUAUGGAAACAUUAGAAGAUUUUAUGAAUUCCGAAGAAGAAGAAUAUGAUGAUGAUGAUGAUGAACGUCGUAUUAUAACAAUUGAUGGUAUUGAUAUUGAAGCAACCACUGUACAAGUAUUAGAAUGUCUUAAAACAAAUCGUAUUGUUGAUCAAAAUAUCAAUCUAGAUGAAUUUGAUUUCUUUUUACAAGGUCUAAAAUUAGAAGGUAUAACAUCAAUCAUAUCACAAUGUAAAUUGGUUGAAGGUGCACGACAACAAACACAAUUAAUUAAUAUAAAAUUGGUUAUACAACCGGAUGAAAAACGUAUUGAAAUUAUUGAUAUUUUAAAACCACAUGAAAAUGCUGAUAGUAUGGAUCAAGAUGAUGGUGAUAUGAUGCCAUCAACACCAACAAGUGGACCAUCAAAACAAAUUAAACGUGAAUCAAUUCAACCAAAACGUUUAAUUGGUGGUUUAAAAAAUCAUUCAGUCAAUUCACCGACAGUUGUUUCACCGGGUAAUCGUUCUGGUAAUAAUGGUCAAAUUCAAUUAUGGCAAUUUUUAUUGGAAUUAUUAACCGAUGCUGAUUAUCGUGAAUUCAUUCAAUGGACUGGUUUAGAAAGUGAAUUUAAACUUUGUAAUCCUGAAAUGGUUGCACAAUUAUGGGGACAACGUAAAAAUAAACCAACAAUGAAUUAUGAAAAAUUAUCAAGAGCAUUACGUUAUUAUUAUGAUGGUGAUAUGAUUGCAAAAGUACAUGGUAAACGUUUUGUUUAUAAAUUUGUAUGCGAUCUUAAAUCAAUUAUUGGUUAUGAUGCAUUAGAAUUAAAUGAUUUAGUUCGUGAAGUAUAUGAUAAACGUAAAGGAUCAUUAUAUUAAUUAUAAUCAACAUUAUCAUCAUAUUUUUUUAUUAUUAUCAUUUCAUUUCAAUAAAUAAACAGAAAAACCAUUUGAAUAUUUACCAUUUUUAAUUAACAUUUUUUUGUUUCGUUUGGACAAAAAAAAACAUUUGAUAAUUUUGGUAAUUUCAAACAUCCAAAACACAUUGAUUAUUUGAUUCAAAAAAACAUUCAAUUCAUUCAGUGAUUCUAAAAUUGUUUUUCAAACAUAUUCUUUCAUAAAUUCAAUAAAUACAAUGCGCA